This is a messenger RNA of Diplodia corticola, 1008 nucleotides long. RefSeq lists its product as uncharacterized. The coding region runs from base 1 to 1008 and encodes 335 amino acids. NCBI's taxonomy places the organism in Eukaryota, Fungi, Ascomycota, Dothideomycetes, Botryosphaeriales, Botryosphaeriaceae. The record is from RefSeq and is a predicted model, not a curated record. The transcript has 4 exons.
AUGGCAAUCAUCUCUGAUGUUCCUGGCCUGAAUGCCAAGGUAAUGGUGCAUGGUCUGCCACUCGACGAGUUUCCUAGCGACAAUGAACCCGACACUUCAGACACCGUUACGCGAUAUGUCGAGGCAAUUUCAGGCCUUAACUUCAUCGUCGCCAUCACCUGCGACGAGUCGCUUGACCCGGCGUACAAGGCCUCGGACCUCUACAUGGAGCUGUUCGUUGACGGCCACAAGGCCGGCAAGUGCACCCUCGAGAGGGCAAAAUGGAUAGGCCGGCAUGGAACAAACUACCACUUCACUGGAUUUCGCCUUAUCGAAAAUGGGCAGUGGGUCCAUCGGACUAUGGCCUUUUCAGAAGUCAACGUCGUCGAUGAGAACGAUCGGGUUGCUCAUCCGGCUGCCGAGAUUGAGGCCAUCCGGUCUCUGGGAGAGAUCAAAGUUACCGUCCUACGGGCCAAGUUGCAACCUACAACUCCACGUAGCUCAACUAGUAUAUCAAACCACAACUUCACCAUCAUCGACAGCGUUCCAGAAAAAAAGCUCAAGGGCCGAGCAAUUAGCCAUCAGGUCAAGCUUGGGGAGGCGAUACCGCAACCGUACAGCCUCACCAAGCGGAAACACUGUAAGAGAAUCGAUGCCGAGCCUUUCGCUACCUUCAUUUUCCGUUACCGCUCCAGGGAUGCGUUGAAGGCCGAGUGCAUCAUCUCGAGGACCGCCUCGCCUGAGCUGCUCGAGGACCGCCCAAUCGAGACUUUAACCGCUGAAGAGGCCCGUGAGCUCGUUCGUCGCCUCAAGGACCAACAGGGCGCACGCCGGAGCCUGCCGCCGAGGUUCAAGCGAGAGGUCAAGCAAGAGGUCAAAGACGAGCCGGGCCGGGGAGAGCGUCUGAGUGACGCCGAUGUCAUUGACUUGGGAAGCGAGGAUUCCGAUGUCGAGAUUACCAGCGUCCGACUUCGAAAGCGUCGACGCAUUUCCGGACCCAUCGAGAUCAUUGACUUGAGCGAUGAAUAA